Molecule: messenger RNA, 1035 nt
Organism: Scaptodrosophila lebanonensis
Lineage: Eukaryota; Metazoa; Arthropoda; Insecta; Diptera; Drosophilidae
Exons: 2
Coding region: 1-1035 (344 amino acids)
Cellular component (GO): extracellular region
Molecular function (GO): chitin binding
Source: RefSeq, a predicted model, not a curated record
AUGCCGGGUGGCGCCACCCUUCUGCCGGGCUCUUAUCCCACAGCUGCGGGCACUGUGCCUUUGACCAGCGCUCCAGCUACGACUGGCUAUGGAGCUGGUUUCUUUCCAUCACCCGCUGUGGGCUUCACACCCAGUGGACAGGCUACCACAGCUUUUGGCGCACCAGCGGCUGUCGGCAGCAUUCCCAGCGCCCCGGGUGGCAGUCUGCCACAGUCGCAGCCACGUAGACCCACAGGCACGGUGCCGACGAACGCACGUGGCGGACCCUUUGCGCAGCCACAGUACAACACACUGGGACGUUCGAAUGCUGGUGGCGUGGGCGUGGGCGGUGGCAGCAAUGCGGAUAACGACGAGGACUAUAGCGGUGGAGACUAUUCGGCCAUACCGGGUGUGCCUGGCGUGGACUACCCCGUCUAUGCACAGGUGCCUCGCACCAAUUUCGACUGCUCGCAGCAACCACUGCCGGGCUACUACGCGGACAUUGAGGCGCAGUGCCAGGUGUUCCACAUCUGCGCCCUGAAUCGCACCUAUUCAUUCCUCUGUCCCAAUGGUACGGUCUUCAGUCAGGAGACGCUCGUCUGUGUGUGGUGGAAUCAGUACGAUUGUGUUUCCGCGCCCAGUCUCUAUGCGAACAAUGCCUACAUCUACGACUAUGGCACUGCCGGCGCCCCCAAUACCAAUCCAAAUGUGAACGCCAACGCUUACCAGGUGGCCGGGCGUACGGCUCCAGCCACAACUGCGUAUGGCGCUAAUAUCAGCGGUGCAGCUGUGCUUCGUCCAACUGGGGUGCCACAAGUGAGCGGAUUUGUGGGUGGCAGUGUGGCGCGUGGCUAUGUUACGCCUAGUGCCACGCCCACGCAGACCCAGCCACAAUUUGGUGCCGUCAUCCGGCCUGCUGGAGUAUCCGGUACCGUGGCCACACCGGGCGUCGCACGUGGCGCUGUGGCGGGUGGAGUUGCUCCUGAAAAUCGUGAGUAUUUACCACCAGCCGCCGCUUCAAACACAGGACGACGUCAGCGCGCCAUUGCAGUAUAA